GAUAAGAGGCCUCUCUUCUACCAAGUUACCACAUCCCCCAUAGCUCAAACCAAAACACCUUAUCUCUUGUUAGUGUUAAUGGCUUCAAAGCUCUUGAAACCUCCUCCAAUCCCCAUCUCCCACGUGUACCCUCCAUUACCCAACACUGCAGACACCAUGAGAGCUCACACCCCAUUAUUCUCCCCCACCCAUUGCAUAAGCAAGAAGAAGAGCUCAAGAUUUGGGCAGAGAGUUGCCACUUCUUCAAUCAAAUCUGCCCAGCAGAGUGUUGGGAUGAGUGGCUCAGAUUUCCUGACAGUUUCCCAGAUUAAAGAUGGCCUUUUUGAUGCGUUUCGAGGGAUGAAUAGAGGCAUAUUUGGAGUGCCCAGUGAGAAGAAGAACAGAAUUGAGGAACUGGUGAUGCUGCUGGAAUCCCAGAACCCAACUCCUGAACCAACUCUUUGUCUGGACAAGGUAGCAGGAAGCUGGAAACUGGUUUACAGUACCAUCACUAUACUGGGGUCAAGAAGAACAAAGUUGGGGUUGAGAGAUUUGAUCAGUCUGGGAGAUUUCUUCCAGAAUAUUGAUGUUGCUCAGGGGAAAGCAGUUAAUGUGAUAGAGUUCAGUGCCAGAGGACUUAACUUCUUGAGUGGACAGCUGAGGAUUGAAGCAUCCUUCAAUAUUGCCUCUAACUCAAGAGUUGAUAUAAGUUACAACAGCUCGACAAUCACGCCAGAUAAGUUGAUGAAUGUGUUUCGGAAGAACUAUGAUCUCCUUCUUGGCAUCUUCAAUCCAGAUGGCUGGCUCGAGAUCACAUUUUAGAUACUUGGAUGAUAAUUUGAGAAUUGGGAGAGAUGACAAAGGCAACACCUUUAUUUUGGAGAGAUCAGAAGAGGAAACAACCUGAUUCAUUAUUUUCACUUGUAAAGUCUCAAUCACAGUUACACUGAUAUGUUAUGUAUACACACAUUUUUACCAACAAAAAUGAUCCAAUCAAGAAUUUCUUUUAA
Messenger RNA from Ipomoea triloba (trilobed morning glory), 989 nucleotides. RefSeq names its product fibrillin-5, chloroplastic. The record is from RefSeq and is a predicted model, not a curated record. The transcript has 7 exons. NCBI's taxonomy places the organism in Eukaryota, Viridiplantae, Streptophyta, Magnoliopsida, Solanales, Convolvulaceae. Bases 79 to 801 code for a protein of 240 amino acids.